AUGUCUGCUAAUGCUGGAGCAACGGACUCCAUGUCCAUCGAGGAGACAAAUAGACUUCGAAUUUCUUUAGGCUUAAAACCCUUGGACGUGUCAGAUAAUUCUGGACAAAGUGAACCAAACCAGAAAGAACAACCUACAUCUUCGCUUGACCAAGAGGCCACAGCUCUUCAGAAUUGGAAGGAAGAAGAAGAGAAAAAACGGAAUGAAAGAGAAAAAAAUGAAAUCACAUCCAAACUUCAAAGUAUACGCCAAAAGAAUGAUCAGCGACGACGUGUACAGGGAAAGUCUUUGGCUGACAUUCUGGCUACCGAAGAAGAAGAAGAAGCAUCUUCGGAUGAUACACGCUCUUGGGUUCUAAAAAUGAGAAAAAAAGCAUUAGAGAAGAAUACGAGCGAAAGCUCUGCGCCCAAAGAGGUUUUAAAACCCAUUAGAAAGAAACCCGCUAAGGAACUUCCCAAAGAAACAGGGGCUUCGUUGGAAGGAAUACGUAUAGCUCACAAUUUUCAGAAACUGAAUUCCGAAAACGAUUUAACGCUAACUCUUCGUGAUUCCGACGUUCUGGAAAAUAAUGAUGGUGAUUUAUUGGAAAGCAAUGAAAUUGCGCAACAAGAGGCCCUUCUCAAAAAAAUAGAAGAAAAAAAAGCGAAUGCUGGCUAUAAGCCUUAUGAAGACGAAGGAGAAAUUAAUAAUGAUUCUGAACCAAAGAAGGAUUUCACGGAAGGAGUCACUGUCAUCGGAGAGAAUAAUGCCUUAGUUCAAGGAAAGGAUAUUGCAGAUGAGGGACAAUCGGUCGCUAACAGAGGUAUUCGGAUUUCACUUUCAGACACCACUCCUUCCACGCCUGCAGUUUCAGACUAUCGAGAUAUUAAGAUAAAAAAGAGCAAGAAAAACCGAUCUAGAGAAGAUAGAAGAAAGCGUAAACUUGACGAUAUUGAAGGUGAUGAAUUCCAGUCAGGAACCACUGCAGAAGGAAAUGUACCUGAAGCACAAAACCCAACCUUUACAGCUAAAGAAAAACAGGAGAAUAUUCAGAGAAAAAUACAAGGUUUGAAUAGUCAGUCAGUCGUUGAAGAUGAUGAUUUGCAGGAUGUUUUGGCUUUACAAAGAAGAACUGCUCAAAAGAGAGCAAGAAUGUUACGACCUGAACAAUUUGCAGAGCAUGUUCAAAACCAAAAAAAUAUAGAAGAGGAGGAAAAUGAAGAUGAAACUAAUUCUAGAGGAAUGAUUAUUAAUGACACUCGAUCUUUUGUUGAUUCUCUUCAACAAGUAGACGAUGCAGAGCCUUCUGUCAACCCUGAUGAGAAGCAAGGCGAAGAGGCUUCUGAAAAUCAGUAUACUGUUACCAUCCCAACUAACCUUGAACCCAGAAAUGUCAUUCCUGAAGAGGAGGAAGCUGUUGUUGAAGAUAACGGAUCCCAAUCGCCGUCACAAAAGGCAACCGACGUCCCCGAAGAUGAACCACUCGUUUCCGGCGGUGUUGGCACAGUGUUGAAUAUCCUUAAAAACAAAGGUGUUGUUAAGGUUUCUGAAGAAGCCCAAGAAAAAAUGCGCAGAGAGGAAGAAUACAAUAAAUGGUUUGCAAAGAAACAGAAUGCCCGACGUGAGUUAGAAGAUCAAAGAAAGCAUCAGAAAGAGCAAGAUCGUGCUAGUGGAAAGCUGAAUCACAUGACUCAAAAAGAGCGUGAACAGUAUGCCAAACGGGAGAAUGAAAAAUGGGAUCGUCUUAUUGCCAAGGUUGAAAUGGAACAGUUCCAAGACUAUAAACCUGAAGUGAACAUUCGUUACGUUGAUGAAUUUGGAGUUGAACUAGGGCCAAAAGAAGCAUACAAAUAUUUAUUAUCACACCAAUUUCACGGAAAAGGAUCUGGAAAAGCAAAGACAGAGAAGCGGUUACGAAAGAUUGAAGACAUGAAAAAAGAAGAAAGAAAGCCAAUUUUUGAAUAA
Molecule: messenger RNA, 1944 nt
Organism: Schizosaccharomyces osmophilus
Lineage: Eukaryota; Fungi; Ascomycota; Schizosaccharomycetes; Schizosaccharomycetales; Schizosaccharomycetaceae
Gene: snu66
Product: U4/U6 x U5 tri-snRNP complex subunit Snu66
Exons: 1
Coding region: 1-1944 (647 amino acids)
Biological process (GO): mRNA cis splicing, via spliceosome; maturation of 5S rRNA
Cellular component (GO): U4/U6 x U5 tri-snRNP complex
Source: RefSeq, a predicted model, not a curated record